CCAGCCGCCGUGCGCCAUGCGGAGCACCCCGCUGAGCGAAGGCGAGCCCUGGCCUCGCCUCUGCACCUCGGAGCUGGGCUCCCUGAAGCGGCUGAGGCGCAAGCAGCCAAGCUGCAAAAGUUUCCGCGUCCAGCUUCAAGUGCUGAGCGGCAGGAGGCCGGGGCUCCGAGCCCCCCCGACGCCCCCCGACGCCCCGACGGCCGCUUGGGACCCGCGGGGCGCCGCGCUCCGAGCCGCAGCCUCCGCUCCGCCGCCGCCCCCCGCAGCCUCCGCCGCAGCCUCCCGGCCUCCGCCGCCGCCUCCCGCCGCUGCCUCCCCGCGGCCCCGGGCCUCCGAAGCAGCCGGAGUGUCGCCGGAGAUCAAAGCCCUGCAGCAGACCCGGCGGCUGCUGGCCAACGCCCGGGAGAGGACCCGGGUGCACACCAUCAGCGCCGCCUUCGAGGCGCUGAGGAAGCAGGUUCCCUGCUAUUCUUAUGGUCAAAAGUUGUCCAAACUGGCCAUCUUGAGAAUAGCCUGUAACUAUAUCCUUUCCCUGGCCAGACUAGCAGACCUGGAUUACAGCGCUGACCACAGUAACAUGAGCUUCUCUGAAUGCGUGGAGCAGUGCACUAGGACCUUACAAGCAGAAGGAAGAUCUAAAAAAAGGAAGGAGUAAUAACCGGGAAGGGAGAGUGGAGGAGCUUCCAGCCAGAGUUACAUCUGUUCUUGGCAAAGGUCGCGUGAUCCAGAUGAAGACUGCAAGCAGCUUUUUUGCAGAAACCCCUUUUCGAGAUGACGAUUGGCCAAGGAACUUUCUUCAUCUCUGGAACAGAAAGGAAACAAAAAGGACAACGAUGCUUCUUAUUGUUUUUAAGCCAGCCACCUUUUAGUACGUGCAAUUUAUUUAGCACUUUUCCCUUUGCUUAACUGGGAAAUGUUCCCCUCUCAGCUCAUGUGUACAGUCGUUUUUUGUUGUUGUUGUUGUUGCUGUUGUGCCAAAGAUUUGAUGGAGCUUCUACACUGUGUCUUAUUUUUGCCUUAACUUUAAAUCCUCGAGCCAAAGAGAAGUCAGAGGCACCGCUCAGAUCAUGGCGAGUGGGCCGGCCAGCUCUCGGGGAAUUUUCGGAAAUUUCGGGAUCCUUCUGCGAGUUUCCUCUUAGUCCUCCCAUCCUGCAGCCCUGCAGCCAGCCUUCAGUGUGGGAGCGAGCUGGGACACAGCACGUGGGGCUUCAGCCACCAGGUUAUCACCUUCCUUGGAGCCGCUCCGCGGUUCUGCCUCUUUGGCGAUUGCCCGACCUUCCAUGGGGCAGCAAGACCGACACACAGUGAGAGCUGAAGCAGGAUCUGUGGUGGUGUUUUUCUAAUAAAAAAAUAAAAUUGAAAUAAGUAGAAGCUAAGUGCCAUGUAAAGCAAUAAACGAAAAUCAGAGGGACGUUCAGCUAGGCAGAGUGAAACGCAGCGAGGCGGUUCAGCGGGCGUUUCGGUUUCGUGAAGGCAUUUUUUCCGUGGGGUUUUCGAGUGGUCAGAAACCGAUGUAAUGCAAAGGCAUUUGAAUCCUAUACUGUACCUUUCACUUCAAAUUGAAGUAAAAAGAAAGAAAAAAGUGGAGAAACAUUUGCUUGGAGUAAGCAGACCUUAUAGGUAAACGCAGUUCGUGUGCAGGACAUCUGCUAAUGAUGGGGGACAGAGCUCUGUGUUGAAGUAAAAUAACAUGGGUUUCCAAACCCAGGAGAUGAACGUAUUUUGUUUCCAGUAAAGGGAAAGGUUGUUAGCGAGGCUGGGUUCAGAUCCCAGUUACAGCAGCGUAAAUCAAGCACCAGGGGGGUCUGAAGCUGGCCCGGAGCUGGGAGGGCACCGCCGAGCAUCCUCAGGCGAGACCCUGCUUCGCUCCUCCGCCCGGCGGUGAGGCUGGACUUGAGCUCCUCGAGGCUGCCCGCUGAUUUCCCUGCACGAGCAGAUGCCCUGAGCAGUGUGCAGGGGAACGUCGAGCGUGCCAAAAACCUGAGCUUGCUCGAGCAGCAUCUGGGGUCUGUGGGAGGACCACGGUGACCCUCCCCACUCUCUGCGUCCCCUGCCCAAGGCGGGGAGGAGAGAGGUCCCGCUGAGGAUGCUCGAGAUACCCAGAGCACGCAGGGGACAGCUGUGUCCAGAUCCCCAGCUUUUCAUUAUCCUGCUCACCACCCCCUGCCCUCACCGCUGUUCAUUAUUAGCAGCCCAAUAAAAUACAUUUUUAGAUUGA
Messenger RNA from Cygnus atratus (black swan), 2218 nucleotides. RefSeq names its product atonal bHLH transcription factor 8 (gene ATOH8). The coding region runs from base 17 to 655 and encodes 212 amino acids. The record is from RefSeq and is a predicted model, not a curated record. Gene Ontology annotation, molecular function: protein dimerization activity; DNA-binding transcription factor activity. The transcript is spliced from 3 exons. Lineage: Eukaryota; Metazoa; Chordata; Aves; Anseriformes; Anatidae.